GAGUAAAGCAGGCACAUUCCUCUGCCCGGAUGUACUCUCCCCCAACACGGCGGGAGGGGGCGGUCAACGAGGAAUGAUUUUCUAUUUGACUUCAUUUUUCAGGACAUCCGCCCGCCGCCAAGGCUCCUGUGUCGCUCGUUUCCAUGGCGCCGGCACCCUUGCGCGCGAGCGACUGUUUGAAGGCAGUAAGCGACGGCCGGUGACCACGGAGAAAUAAGACACCGGAAUGGUACAGGCAAUUAGGAGAGGCGGCAAACCAAGAUGAACAGUGAAGUAUUGCUGUUUGGCUGAACAAAGUACCACUGAUGCAUGAUCACUGUGUCUUCUUCAAACAAUGAAAAGCUCUUCACUCAUCCACUCCUCCACAAACGGAAAUCAACAUUGGUUUAAGCAAUAACCAUGGAGGAUGAGCAGGAUGACGAUUUCUUUGAUCUGUCUAACUACAGUGAGAACACAAGCGAUCCAUAUUACGUGGUUGGCGAGAUUGUCGAACACUGCUCUACAUCUAACGUCAACGAAUUUGGCUCGGCCGUAAUUCCUUAUUUUUACUACAUCAACUUCCUCCUGAGUUACUUAGGCAACUGGCUUGUUUUGUUCAUAAUCGUCAAGCUUGAGAAGGUCAACAGCGUCACUAACAUCUUCCUCAUCAAUCUGGUCACCUCCAACAUCCUGUUUGCAUCCAGCUUCCCCUUCCUGGCCAAAUACCAUUCCUCAGAGUGGAUCUUCGGCACGGUGCUUUGCAAGUUGGUCAGCAGUGCCCAUCUGAUUGGUUUCUACAGUUCCAUCCUCUUCCUCACCCUGAUGACCUUUGACCGCUACCUGGCCGUGGUGCACGCGGUGUCCGCUGCCAAGAGCAGGAGGAGGGCGUACGCCAUCGGGGCGUCCUUGAUCGUUUGGUUCAUCAGUGUGCUGGCCAGUCUAAAUGAGCUGGUGUUCAAAGGCGUGCGGAAGCACAGCGAGCACGGCCUGAUGUGUGAGGAGACAGGAUACGAUGCCGACGUCGUCAAACAGCGGAAUCUGGUCAGCUACUACAUGCAGUUCCUCCUCUUCUUCCUGCUGCCCCUCUUCAUGGUGAUGUACUGCUACACCUGCAUCACCGUGCGGAUCAUGUCCACUCGCAUGAGGGAGAAAUGGCGCUCGGUGAAGCUGAUAUUCAUCAUCAUGUUCACCUUCUUCGUUUGCUGGACUCCCUAUAACAUUGUGAUCCUGCUGAAGGCCAUUCAGAUCUCCACAGCCGACGAUGCAAACCGGACGUGCGAUCAGGUCGAGGCGUUGAACUAUGCGUUGUACGUGACCAGAAACAUAGCGUUCUUGUAUUGUUGCAUCAGCCCCAUGUUCUACUCCUUUGUGGGUAAGCGGUUUCAGAGUCACUUCAGGAAGCUGUUGUCGAAGAACAUGCCUUGUCUGCCACGUCACUUCAGACCCGCAAGUCUGAGCAGCAAUUCCACCUCACGAAGGACGUCCCACACAAACGACUUUUAACAUUUAGGAGACAAUUUACUUUGUUUUAAUUUGAUAAUUGAAUGGGAAAAAAUUGAACGAUGAUUAUUGUUUUGUCAGUUUACAUUUAAAUGUAGUCAUUUAGCAUACACCUUGUAAAUGAAUAUCUAAUGAUCAAUUUAAAUUAUGUAGCCCUCUUUGUUAAGGCACUCAAAGCGCUUUAAUCAGUUAGUUUGUUUAUUAAUAAUAAAUAACAAUAAUAAUACAGAGCACUUACAUUCGAAAAUCUCAAAGUGCUACAGAGUAAAAAAAGCAAAGAAAAAAAAAGGGUUGUUAAAACAUAUAAUGCAUAAACAGUCAAAGAGGAAUUUGCUAAAGGGUUAUUUCAAAAGAUAAGUCUUAAGGUUUUGUUUAAAAGCAGCUGUAGUCUGUGGGGCCUUCAGGUGGUCAGGGAGGUCGUUCCAUAGUCUGGGGGCAGCAGCGCGGGGCCAUGGUGCAGAGCUUGGUCUUAGGUGGUCUGAGGGUGUGUGCUGAAUGCUGAUGCAGAGGGAAGGGUGUGGAGGUGGUCUGGGGGUUGAGGAGCUCCUGGAGGUAGGGGGGGGGGGGGGGGGGCAUGUCCGUGGACUGCACUGGUGGGUGAGGGGGGAGACCUUGCAUUCAAUUCUGAAUGCGACAGGGAGCCAGUGAAGGGAUUUGAGGAUGGGGGUGAUGUUCAUAUUUACGUACCCUCAUCAGGAUCCUGGCAGCGCUGUUUUGUGUGUGCUGGAGCUUCUGGAUGCUCUUGCCAGAGAUCCCGAUGAGGAGUGCAUUGCAGUAAUCCGACCUGGAGGAGACAAAGGCGUGGACGAGCUUCUCUGCAUCUGCCUGGGUGAGUGUAGGCCGGAGUUUGGCAAUGUUUUUGAGGUGGUAGAAUGCGGUCUUGCGGAGGUGAUUGAUGUGGGUGUCUUAGUUCAAUUGCUGGUCCAUUUUCACACCCAGGUUGGUGACAGAUAUGGAAGGGGGGAUGUUUCGGCCAGAGAAAGUGUUGCGGGUAAUGUGGGAGGAGCGGAGCUGAUGUGGUGGGCUGAUGAGGAUGGCUUCUGUCUUUGAGCUGUUCAAUUAAAGAAAGUUGAGCUUUAUCUACGCCUUUAUCUCCUCCAGGCAGGUGGUCAAUGUGGAUGUUGGCAGGGGGCAAGAAGGAGUGGGGGUGGUUCUGAGGUACAGCUGUGUGUCAUCAGCAUAGCAAUGGUAGGAUAGCCCAUGCCUGCUCAUGACGCUGCCCGGGGGGAGCAUAUAGACGGAGAAAAGGGUGGGGCCCAACACCGAGCCCUGGGGGACACCGCGGGUGACACUGUGGGUGUGUGAUUUAGCUUUGCCCAGGGCGACGUGCUCGGUUCUGCCGUUGGGGUAAGACGUCUUAGUUGUCCCCUAAAGGAAAUUAUUUUUCACAGUUUCCCUCCUUCAUUUCUCAAAUAGUGAGUUUGUGGUUGAGAAUAACAGCUCAUAUUAACGAGGCUGAGAACAAUCUAAGUUUGUAUUGAAUUUAGAAAAGCUACAUUUAGGUUCUCGAAGGAUGAAAAAUCGCAAGAGGAAGUGUAAAAUAACGGAGUUGUUCGGCCGUCAACUAGCUUUGUCAUGACAACAUUGCCAAUUUUAACCAUUUUUGCUUGAAAUAUAAUUCUAAAGAGAGAAUAUAAUAGAUAUUGAAUUUAGAAUUCCUGCAUUUUUAAUGUUAUGCUGUAAAACCAUUUUGUGUAGCGUAAGCGUUGUUGUGUUUCUACUGUUAUUUCAUUUUAGCUGUAGAACAUGUGUAACAAAUGAAGAUAAAGCUGGCGCUUGGAUGGUUUGCGCUGCUCUUCCUAACAGCAGUGGUCGAUCCCCGGCCAGUAGAGUCGAUGCGCUACCGAAGCCGGAGCUACUGCAACUCCACCGUCUACCGUCACUCUUCCACCACUUAAAAUAUGUGUAUAUAUAUGUUUAAAAUAAAUCUCUCUAGCUCUUCUUUUUAUAUCGUAGCUCUUAAUAGUGCUACGACGGCUGCUUUGCCUUGUUCCUAUUUUUAAGUUGUGUGAUCGGGAAGCACUAUUUGGGGUUCAGCUUCAUAGUUAAAAGUAUAAAGUAUCUGCUAAUGAAUGUAAUGUAGUGAAUAAAAAAUAUUAUGUUCUUAAUGUUAAUUUUCCAAAUUUUAAUAAAGAAAAAUAUUUUCUUAA
This is a messenger RNA of Gadus morhua (Atlantic cod), 3629 nucleotides long. Its product is annotated as C-C chemokine receptor type 3. NCBI's taxonomy places the organism in Eukaryota, Metazoa, Chordata, Actinopteri, Gadiformes, Gadidae. The transcript has 4 exons. The record is from RefSeq and is a predicted model, not a curated record. Gene Ontology annotation, cellular component: membrane; external side of plasma membrane. Gene Ontology annotation, biological process: immune response; calcium-mediated signaling; G protein-coupled receptor signaling pathway. Gene Ontology annotation, molecular function: C-C chemokine binding; C-C chemokine receptor activity. The coding region runs from base 400 to 1482 and encodes 360 amino acids.